CCUGCGCGCUGCCGCCUCGGCUCUGCUUCACGGGGGCGGGCCGGGCUGGGCUCCUCCUCCUGCCCGCCCGCUCGCUGCCCGUCUUCCCGGCCGACCAUGCCGCUGGAUCACCGCCGGCUGCAGGGCCCGGAGGAGUCGCAGCCGCCGGAGGUUUGGGCAGCGGCCGGGGGAAGCGGGGAGGUACCGGAGGAGGAGGAUGCGGCCCCGCGGGAUCCCUGCGCCCUGCGGCCGCUGUUCGCCCGGGCCGGGCUGCUGAGCCAGGCGGAGGGUUCGGCCUACGUGGAGCUGAGCGGCGGCACUAAGGUUCUCUGCGCCGCGUGGGGCCCGCGGGAGGCGGCCGAGCCCGGCGGGGCGACGGCGGCGGGAGGGGGCUGGCUGCUGUGCGAGUUCCACCGGGCGCCCUUCGCCGGGCGCGGGGCUCGGUGGCGGCCGGGCUCGGCGGCGGAGCGGGAGGCGGAGCGGGAUGCGGCGGCGGCGUUACGGGAAGCGCUGGAACCGGCCGUGCGCUUGGCCCGGUACCCGCGGGCCCGCCUGGCCGUCAGCGCUUUGCUGCUGCAGGACGGGGGCUCCGCGUUGGCCGCCGCCAUCAGCGCCGCCGCCCUGGCCCUGGCUGAUGCCGGGGUGGAGAUGUACGACCUGGCCGUGGGCUGUGCCCUGUGCCGGGCUCCCGGGCCCGCCGCCGCCUGGAUGCUGCAGCCCGGGGAGCCCGAGGAGCGCCGUGCCGUCGCCCAGCUUACCGUGGCUCUUCUGCCCGCUCUGAACCAGGUGUCAGCGGUGCUGGGCGGCGGGCAGGGCAGCCCUCCCGACAGCUGGGCAGAGGCACUGCGCCUCGGCCUCGACGGCUGCCACCGCCUGUACCCCGUGCUGCGGCAGAGCCUGCUGCGGGCUGCCCGCCGCCGUGAUGCCGCUGCUGCUGCCACCGCCGCUGCCACCACUGCCUGAGCGCUGACCAUGCCUGGGUGGCUCCCGUCUGGGGAUGGGGCUGUCUCCCAGAGCCCAUCCAAGCUGUCCUCAGUGCUGCCGGAGGCUACUGGAGCCUGUCUGACCCAAACCUCAUGCUGCCAGAGACACCCCCAGAGCCAGCCUGAGCCAGCUCUCGGGCUGCUGAAGACCCCUGGAGUUGCCCACGCAACUGGAGGCCCAAGAAACCUGCCCAAGGACACCGGAGCCUGCCUCCACCCCACCAU
Molecule: messenger RNA, 1187 nt
Organism: Columba livia (rock pigeon)
Lineage: Eukaryota; Metazoa; Chordata; Aves; Columbiformes; Columbidae
Gene: EXOSC6
Product: exosome component 6
Exons: 1
Coding region: 97-942 (281 amino acids)
Biological process (GO): poly(A)-dependent snoRNA 3'-end processing; U4 snRNA 3'-end processing; rRNA catabolic process
Cellular component (GO): cytoplasmic exosome (RNase complex); nucleolus; nuclear exosome (RNase complex)
Source: RefSeq, a predicted model, not a curated record